Hydra vulgaris (swiftwater hydra) is the source of this 2536-nucleotide messenger RNA. The record is from RefSeq and is a predicted model, not a curated record. NCBI's taxonomy places the organism in Eukaryota, Metazoa, Cnidaria, Hydrozoa, Anthoathecata, Hydridae.
AAAACAAUAAAGUUGGAAAAAAACGAAAAAGAAACUUAAGUGAUGAUGAAUCAGCCAUCCAAUCAUUAAAUAAAGAUUUAACUCAAAAAUCUUCAAAUAAAAAAUCAAUCAAAAAUUCUUUCUUUAAAGAACCGGUAAAAAUAUCAUUAAAUAAAGAAUCAGUCAUAAAAUCAACUAGACAAUUGUCAAAUGAAGAACCAAUCAAAUCAUCAUUAAAUUAUACAAAAGAUUGUUUUAAAAAAAUCAAAAAUGAACAGUUGCAUACAAAUUUGUUUGAUUUUGAGGAUAGUGAUCCAAAUGAAUGUCCAUCACAAGAACCAUGGUGGAUUAAAAAAAAUAAAAAUCCUCGUGUAAAAAAGCAAUACAGGUUAAAACAAAAAGCUGAAGUACAGUUAAGUAGUUCUUCAUCAAGCACAUCAGACAGUACAUCAAAUAUAAUUGAGAAUGUUCGUGUAAAAAACCAAACCAAAGCUGAACUAAGUAGUCCUUUGUCGGGUAUGUCAGAGAGUACACCAGAAAAUGUCUGUGUUAAAAAAUGCAAAAUCAAACGUAAAGCUGAAUUACAAGUAAGCAGUUCUUGUACACAAGGUGUUAUGCCAGAAACAGUUAAUAAAAAAGCCAAAACUUGUAAAAACAUUAGCAUUAGUAAAGCACAAGACAAAAAAAGUAAACUGAAAACUAAAAAAACUGGAUCAAAAACAAAUCCAAAAAACAAUAAAAAUAUUAAGAAUGUCAAAAUCCAAUGUCCUAAAGUAACUAACAUGUGUGAAAUUUCAGAUUUUUCAGAAAGUCAGGAUUCAAUAAAGAUAUUACAAGAUUAUGAUAACUUUUCACCUGUUAAAGAUUCAUCGGAACCAAAAGAAUCUACAAUUCAGAAUAUCCCUAAACCAAUUAUACCUGAUAAUAGUAAAAACACUUUUUUUGAUAAGAAAGAAAUAUUUUUAACUGAAAAUCAGUGUCUUGUUUCAGAUAAAUCUCCAUUACUAAAUUCAGAGUAUAAAUUUACAGAUGAGACACCUAUUGGUGUUCCAGUUGAAUCUAGAAAAAAAUGGUUAAAAGAUCUCAAUAUUGUGUUUAAUAAAAUUGAAGCAGUGGCAAACCAAUAUCCGACAAAAAAAAAGCUUUGGAAAAGUCCUGUUGUGGCUACACCAACAUCCUUUGUAAGUGUUAAUGAGGAACAAAAUAAAAAUGAAGAACAGAAAAAACAAUAUAAAGAAAAAUCAAAGUUUAUAAAACGAAAAUCACCUGUGAAAAAUGUAAAACUUUCUUCUCUUCAUGUUACUCCUUUAAGAUUUGAUUCAAACGAAGAUAGUGAAAUUGAGAGUCAGGAUACAGUCAAUAAUUUUGCAGUUUUUUGUAAGAGCAUUUUAGAAAAGUCUAACAGUAAAAUUCAAUCUGCAAAUGAGCAAAAUCAAUCAUCAUUGGUUUUAAAUAAAAUAAAAGAGAAAAAAGCUGAAGAAUAUGUUAAAAGCUGCUCUCCAUAUAAAGUAGCUUCUACUUUUCAAGAAAAGGAAAGAAAUUUUUUUAAGAAGAAUAUCAAUACUUUUUAUGUUUCUCCUUCGGACAGCUCAGAUUGCAUAAGCCCACCAGAUGUUUACACUCCAGAUUCCAAAAGACCUUUUAUGCUUUGUAAAAGUGUUGCUUAUAAUGACAGUAAUAUCACUUCAAGAGAUACAUUAAAGGAAAACAAUAUAUCUGUUGAUAAAUUCAUUUGUAAAGUGGCAAAAGUUACUGAAAGAAGGCUUCAAUCUUAUUUAGCAGAAUGCAAUGAAAAUAGGAGCCUCUUGUUAAACAAUUUUUCUGAGUUGUGCUCAAAAGAACUUCACGAUUGGCAUUUUGCAUCUCAGAUAAAAGAUGAACAACUUAAGAAAACUUUAAAACAACUAGAAUCGAUUGUGAGCGAGCAUAUGCAUAAUGAAAAAAUACAUAUAAAGCAUUUGAGCCAGUUUCAUAACAAGUAUAUUGAAGAGCAACGCAAUAUUAUCAAAGUUAAUGAACAUAAAAAGUUAAAUAUGCUUACUCAGUUACGUGAAGAAAUUCGUUCAAUAAAAUUACAAAUGUCUAAUUCUGUUAGAGAAACUCAAAUAACAAGUUUUCGUCGCUCAUUAGAGAUGAUGCUUAAUAACGUUUAAAUUUAAUGGUUCAUUAACUUGUCUAACACCGAUGUAUUUCGGCUAAGCAAACGUUGACCAUCCGAAGCAAACGCUUCUUGGCUGACUGAAGCAAAACAUUUUAGUAAAUUAUCAUUUUACAAUUUUUUUGUCAACGUUAUAAAUUAAUGUUUUUUUUUUUUUUAGUUCUUUUUGAAAAGUUAAUAUCUGCUUUUUAUUGUGUUUUUGCUCUUAUAAAGUUGAAUUUUUCGGGGUUUUUUUACAAGCUAUUUAUAAUUUACCAAGUUGGAGACUCCUAUUGUUGAAAUUUGUUCAUUAUAUUUUUCUUGUUUUAUUGUUAUUGUAAAUUAUACUAUGUAAUCGGUUAUGUACAGUUUUUUAAAUUAAAAUAAUGUGCUUAAGCGUUUGAUCAGUGGAGAUUUGAA